Molecule: messenger RNA, 10293 nt
Organism: Paramuricea clavata
Lineage: Eukaryota; Metazoa; Cnidaria; Anthozoa; Malacalcyonacea; Plexauridae
Source: the annotation of a GenBank genome assembly
AGUCGUCAUAAUGAUGAAGUAAAUACGGGGUCACCAAUGUAGAAUUCACACCGUAUAUAGUAUAAAAUAUCUUUAUUUUAUCAACACACUUUGUUUACUUUUUACUUCUUUGUUACUAUUUAAGUUUAUCAUAAAUUAGUUCUGUCUGACCAAGCAGCUGACCAGGUUAUAUUUUGUCCCCACACGAGUUAUAUUAAUUGCGAAAGAAACAUUAAAAUAUGUAUAUUAACCUACCUGUUUUGGCAGCCAUUUUGAAAACCGUGUUAUCGGGGCCUGGUAGCUAUUAAGACCUAGGCUCCCGUAUUUGUAGGAGUAUAAAAAUAGCCUAUAAAAAGACUAGUUUUUGCCAUAUUUUGUAAAAUAGUGUAAAAAAGUAAAAAGCAAAUAAGUGUGGUUAUAUUCAAUUCAUUUUUAAACAUCGUUUUGAACGUUAGUGAAAGCAGACAAGUACUUUACACAGUUUUAACAAGGUGAAAUCACCCCAAAGACGUUACGGUUAACCAUUGGUAUUUCGAUACAUAGUUUCCCGAGAGAUAUUUUUAAAAGGUUCAUGUGAAAGCAAUGAGACACAGGCUUGGAAAAAUAAAGGAUAAUAAAUAUUUAACUAGUUCCGUUUUCAAACCUUAUAAUGUAUUAAUCUUGUCACUUACCAAUACAUUGCAUUUAAAAUGUCAUGAUACGACAUGAUAGCCGGGUAUCCGAACUUGUUACCUGCUUUUUUCGAACUCUCCAUACAAUAAAUGUUAUUAAAAUUGCAACGAUUUUUGGUCCCUUUUUGAGAGACUCAAAACGACUUAUUUGUUGCGAAUCCCAUGGACUAAAGUAAGUAUCGUAUUUGCACGGACUAAUGUCAAAAAGUUAAAAAGUUGGCAAAGUAAAAUAAAAAGGCACUAAUAAUAUUGAGUACGAGCACAUGCAAUUUUGCGUGUGGCCAUAAUCAAGCUUGCUGGAGCAUCUGCAAUUCAUAUGAAGCAACGAAUAGAACAUACAAAUGUUUUGCUCUUCAUCACUAAUUCCCUUCAUCACUUUUUAUCUUCUAAGAUUCUAUAUUUCAGUUUUCCUAUUAACGUUAGGUAACGGUUAUUGUCCUGUAUACAUGCAUUGUAUAUGACAAAUACGAAGCAUACACUGUUAUAGAUACGACAGCUUUAUAUUAAUUCAUCGCUGGCGUAAUUAAUGAAUUAUAUAUUUAGCCAGGGAAAAAUAAUGAAUAUUCCACUAAUAUACUUGAUGCUAAUAAUAAUAUAGUGGAAUGAUGUUUAGUACGUGAGUAAUAUCGAAGCAAAAUGAUAUAAUAAAUUAAUAAUAUAGCAGAAAUUAGAUAAAAUAAUAUCGUUAAGCUCCAAUGAUUAGAAUUUUUAGCUGCGGUUAUAAAUCGUAAUUGAGAUAAACUUACAUUGAAUUCUGCCAGCCAAAUACAGUAAAAUGAUCCAGCUUUGUGGUGUCAUCUUUGGAUUAAUAUUCAGAUUGAUAUGUUUAGUGAAGACCAGUCGACAUAUACUUGCAUGCGUUGUGUAUUUCAAUAAAUUUACGAAACGAGAUAUUUGUAUAAAGAUUCAAAUGGAAGUUAGUGUCUACAUGCCGGUAAUAACAGCACCAAUUAAUAACCUGUUACAAAAAAAUAUAUCCGUCGCGUUUUAAUUCAUAGUUUUUUAACGCUUGUUAGUUUAUGUAUGUACCGUGACAGAACCAUUCAAAUUUACCAGCGCUUAAAGUUUUUGAUAAUUAACGCUACGGAAAUGCAAGGUACCUUGGUCUAUUAUAACGAAGAUUAAAAUAUUCUAAAAUCUUAUGAUUUUGUCAGUGAAGCCGUGAACUCAAGGAAGUUAUUUUUCGGCACUUGAUUGUUUCUAUACUAAUAUCAUACAUUUUCGUUUUGACACAGGUGAAAGCGAUAAAAAUCAUUUUAAUUUAACGCCGUUUCGAUGUCAUCUUACAUCAUUUUCAUUAGUGUUCGUUACUACGCAAUUCAGGUCCGCGUUAACGCGGUGGAAGAAGCAGGGCCUUUUUUAACAUAGAAGCUGGUGGGGGGGGGGGGGCAAAUCCCCCCCCAAUCGCCCUUGUGCCCCCACGAAAUCACCCUUGUGCCCCCACGAAAAUAUUUUGCCUCCUCCCCCCCAGGGAAAGUCCCUUUUUCCUAAAUCUAUGAACAAACCAGUGUAGAAAAACAAAUAGAUAAACGGAAAGUAAGUUUUAGGCUUUAUCCUAGCGUUGUCCUUGUUUAACAAAAUCGAUUUAAAUUGUUACGUUUUUCCAUCACAAAGUAAUGAUAAAUUAUUGUUAAUAAUUAUUUUAUUUUUUGUGUGUUUUUUCCUUCUUUUAUUUUUGAAAUACAAAUGUAGUUAGCAUAAAUUUUAGAGCAAAUUUGGAUGCUAAUUUUGAGCGUGUUGAUUUAAUCGAACGAUACUUUCACAUGGACUUUGGUUACAGCGAGAUCGUACUGUUUUGGGGGUUAUUGCACGGGUACGUUUUGAGCAUUCGUCAGCUGAAGCGAAUCCUACGCCACAACGUGGUCUAUAGGAAGACGAAGGAAUCUUUCCAAUAUUGAAGAAGUUUACCGAGCAAUCAGAAAAGAAUUGCGUGGUAGCGGAAGCAUGAUGGGUUAUCGACGAUUACUACACGGUCAUCGUGUGGUUGUUGAUAAAGAAACUGUGAGGGAACUUUUGAAGAUUUUGGACCCUGAAGGAGUUGAUGCCAGGUCAAGACAUCGAUUACAAAGGAGACAAUAUAAAACGGAGGGUCUAAAUCAUGUGUGGCAUAUAGACGGCUAUGAUAAGCUUAAACCCUUUGGUUCUGCAUCCAUGGUUCUAUUGAUGGAUACAGCAGGCGUGUAAUGUGGCUUGAUGUGGGUCCUUCCAACAACAACCCCAGCGUAAUAGCUCAGUAUUAUAUUGAAUGUGUUCAACAGAUCUGAGGAACUACCAGAAUAAAUAGAGGGGACUAUGUGAACAGAAGGAAUGCGUGACUAAUUGUUGUAGUGAACAUGAACAAUUUGAAUUACAAAUGAGUUGUGUGAUAAGCAGUAGGUAUGUUUAGUUUUUGUAAUAUAUUGGUAGCAGGAAAUGGUUUCUUAGUUAAAUUCGUUUAGUUUUAAGGAGAGAAAUCGUUAGAUAAAUUAGUUGCCGAGUCGAAUUAUGGAAACGGCAAACAUAGAAAUACUUGAACAUGGAGAUCAGCAGAGCUUAGCGGCAGACGAACGUUUAGACAGUCUAAAAUAUCGAAAAGCUUUAGCUAAAACUGCCUUUACGAAAGCAAAAAAUCAAGUUUUGCGUUUAUUAGAAGAAGAAUGCAUCGAAAUAUCGGAUCGAAAUCGAGUAAAAGAAGCCUGUGAAAAGCUAACUAUUAAGGCCUAAGUCCACAAGGCGGAAUUUUUCGACCGAAACGAAAUUUCUCUUUGUCUUUUUACAAUUAGUUCUGCUCGACAGCUCUGAAACAAAGAGAAAUCGAAAUUUCUCUUUGUUUCAGAGCUCUCGAGCAGAACUAAUUGUAAAAAGACUAAAGGCCGGAUUCCACGAGGCGGAAUUUUUCGACCGAAACGAAAUUUCUCUUUGUCUUUUUACAAUUAGUUCUGCUCGAGAGCUCAUGAAACAAAGAGAAAUUUCGAUUCGGUUGAAAAAUUUCGCCUAGUGGAAAACCGCCUUAAGAGAAAUUUCGUUUCGGUCGAAAAAUUCCGCCUCGUGGACUCAGGCCUUAAUAGUUAGCUUUUCACAGGCUUCUUUUACUCGAUUUCGAUCCGAUAUUUCGAUGCAUUCUUCUUCUAAUAAACGCAAAACUUGAUUUUUUGCUUUCGUAAAGGCAGUUUUAGCUAAAGCUUUUCGAUAUUUUAGACUGUCUAAACGUUCGUCUGCCGCUAAGCUCUGCUGAUCUCCAUGUUCAAGUAUUUCUAUUUCGGUCGAAAAAUUUCGCCUAGUGGAAAACCGCCUUUAAGCAAGAACAACUUAUGGAAAUAUUCGAAGCCUUAAUCGGGCAGUAUUGAAGCAGAACGGACCGCCAAAACAGAACAAAAACUAUCGAAGGGAUCGAAAAAAUGGAGCAUGAUUUUAGUGAAGUUAUAAAUCGAGCUCAACAGUAUUUAGAUAACACGUUUACAGAUGUGUUCAGCCACGCAAAGUCGUCGAGAGUAAAGCCAGCGUCUAAACUCCAACCCCGUGAAGCGGGCUAUAAACAAUCAGACACUAGACAAAGCGAAGAGCUUGAAUUAUCAAAAGAGGAGAUUGAGAUACAAACAGUGUUAGCAGAGACAGAACUUUCUCGGCAAAUAAAAGCCCUCGAAGAACAAGUGCAACAAAGAUGGGUACGUUUAAAGGAACAAGAAAACGCUACAAGAUUACGAUUGCAACAACCUGUUAAUCCUGUCAAUCUCGAGGUUAAAUGUGACACAAUGUCAAAAUCAAUCAAGCCAGAGGUCGAACGUUCAUCGAUCAGCGAUGGGGCAAAGUACCAAAGACAAAGUACACCUAAACCAAAGUUAGAGUCAUCCCCAAGUGAAAUCGGCGCUGAUCUCUGGAUGCAACUAGACGCAUUACCAUACCUAUAUUCAACGGCGAUAAAAGUAAUUAUGAGCGCUGGAAAUCAGCUUUUACUGCGUGUAUUGAUAAAGCACCAGCAACGCCGGAAUAUAAACUUCUUCAACUGAGACAAUGUCUGUCUGGCGAAGCAUUAAGAACAAUUCAGAAUUUGGGAAAAUCAGCAGCAUCCUACGAAGCAGCAAAGACAAGAUUAGAACGAAAGUUUGGGGGUCAACGAAGAAAAAUCGCGUUAUAUCUUGAACAACUCGAACGAUUGAAACCCAUGCAAGACGAGAACCCAAAAGAGUUGGAGAAAAUCGCAGACAUUCUCGAUAUCGUGAUUGUUAACCUAAAAGAAGCUGAUCGUGACGAAGAAUUGGGCAACGGUGUUCUUUACGUAACCUUACAGAAAAAACUCACUGAACCUUUACUUGUUCGAUAUCAUCGCUGGAUCUAUGAAAACAGAAGAAUAGAAUCGGUUUUAUCUCUGCGAGAUUGGAUGUUACAAGAAGUAGAGUUCCUAACAACAGCAUCUGAGACAAUUCACGGUUGCGCAUAUCGUUUAGAAACGAGAAGAAAGAAGAUUUAUCAUCAACAAACAUUUUUCGGACGAAACAAUAGAUCGAAGUUAGAAUCAAAAGCCUGUCCAACUUGUGAUGGUCGACAUGGAGUGUGGAGCUGCAAAAAAUUUCGAGAAUUAAAGCCAUGGAAAAGAUGGAAUGUAGCGAAACAGUUCAAGUUGUGUUUUAGAUGUUUAGAUCAUGAUCACGUUGGAAGUUCAUGCACAGCAACGAGAGUUUGUGGAAAGGAUGGCUGUCAAAAAAACACACCAUGAACUGCUGCAUACAACGUUUAACUGGAACGAUUCCAGUCGAAAACAGUUAGAGAGAAAACCAAGAUAUCCGCCAACCAAAAGCGUUCAAAAAGUUGUUAGAACUAGUUGCAGCGCCACCCAAACAGACGUCAAAGUGUAGCCUAGAAAAGAUGAUAGCCAAAGUGACAACAGCACUCGGUCCCACACAACAAGAAAGCAACAAACCUGAAAAUCGGAAAGAAUUCAUAGCAUUACGAACAGUACCUGUAGUUCUCAAAAAUGGAAAUCGCGAAGUUACGGUGAAUGCUUUAUUGGACGAUGCGAGCACACAAACCUAUAUUAACACCGACGUAGCUGCCGAAUUGGGACUGCAUGGGAAAUUUCAAAAAGCGACAGUGAACGUGUUAAACGGGCAAAUGGAAACGUUUGUAACGAUGCCAGUUGAAUUUGAAUUGAAGAGCUUAGAUGGUGAAGUCACACAUAACGUCAGUGCAUUUACGACAGAGAAAGUGACUGGAGACAUGGAAGUGAUUGAUUGGAAAGAGUAUGCUGGAAGAUGGGAUCAUUUAAAAAAAUAGAAUUUCCAAAGAUUGGUCAGAAAUCUACGGUAGAUCUGUUAAUAGGCGUAGAUCAUGCAGAUCUUCUCUAUUCAAAACAAGAGAUCCGAGGUGACGAAGGCGAACCUAUUGCAAGACUUACUCCGUUGGGAUGGACAUGUAUCGGGCGACCAGGCAGAAUAACCACACCUAAUCACACUAACUUUAAUCGCACCUAUUUUACCCAAAGUCAAUCGAAGUCAACAGAUGUCGACAACAUUCUACGACAAUUUUGGGAAAUUGAAGAAACACCUUCCUGUGAUUAUGGUACAAUGAAUGCCGAAGACCAUCUCGCUGUUAACAAAGUGAAGAAUUCGAUGAAAUAUGAAGAUGGUCGAUACCAAGUGGCGAUUCCAUGGAAAGAAGAUCCUUCAAAUUUACCAGAGAAUUACAAUAUGGCAUUAAAACGAUUAAAGAACAAAGAAAAACGACUAGCUAAAGAUCCUGAGUUGAGCGGAGCCUAUUCCAACGUUAUCCUACAAUAUCUUGCAAAAAAGUACAUUCGAAAGGUACAAAAAGAAGAACCAAGACCAUCUUGUGUAUGGUAUCUACCUCGUGUCCCAGUAUUGCGUCCUGACAAGCCUACGACCAAAACAAGAAUAGUGUUCGAUGCGUCAGCAAAAUCCCGAGAAGUUUCGCUGAAUGAUGUGAUGCUUCAAGGUCCGAAGUUACAACAGGAUCUGAACAACGUACUUCUCCGUUUUCGAAGACAUCCAGUAGCCAUCGUGUGUGAUAUAUCUGAAAUGUAUUUACGAGUGGAGAUAGCACCGGAAGACAGAAACUACCACCGAUUCCUUUGGCGUUCCAUGGAUCAGUCUAAAGAACCAGAAGAAUACGAAUUCAGCCGUGUUGUCUUUGGAACAAGUUCAUCUCCUUUUCUCGCUCAAUUCGUCCUUCAACAACAUGCCCUAAAGAACAAAGAUUCCUACCAAUUAGCGGCCAAUACUGUUGAAAAUGCAACGUAUAUGGACGACAGCAUGGACUCUGCAGUUGAUGAUAAUCAAGCAAUUGAACUUUACCGACAACUGAAAGAGUUAUACGAGAAAGCCGAUAUGCAUCCUCACAAGUGGUUAUCGAAUUCAAGAGCUGUCCUAGAACAGAUUCCACCCCAAGAAAGAGCUUCAGCAGUGCAUCUCGACGAUGGGCAACUACCUUAUAUUAAAACCCUUGGUCUACAGUGGGUGGCAGAGGACGAUGUGUUUACAUUUACGGGUCAUCCUCCAAAAGAACUCCAACUGACAAAAAGAACUUUUCUCAAAAAGAUUGCAUCUCUGUUUGAUCAUGUCGGGUUUCUUGCCCCAUUUGUCAUUGAAGCUAAACUUCUCAUGCAACAACUGUGGAUUAGUGGGUUAGGAUGGGACGAACAGCUUGAUGAGGCGUUACAAGAAAGAGCAAUGACGUGGUUUCAACAGCUCGAACAGUUAACUACAAUCAGAAUUCCACGCUGUUUGUGUCUAUCAACAGAUACCGUGAUUUCGUCAUCAUUGCAUACGUUUGUCGACGCCUCCGAAAAAGCUUAUGGUGCAGUUGUAUAUCUCCGAAGCCAUUACGAGAGUGGGGUGACAUCAAUUCGCCUGAUUUCCGCGAAGUCUAAAGUGGCAAUUUUAAAAGCAAUAAGCAUUCCUCGUCUGGAAUUAAUGAGCGCAGUUAUCGGGUUGAGAUUAAUCGUUCUCCUCGCUGACCUGUUAGAAAUUGAUGUCUCUGAAGUAACGUAUUGGUGUGAUAGUAUGAAUGUACUCGGGUGGAUUCGAAACCAAAGCCGAAAAUUCAAACCAUUCGUGGCUAAUCGUGUCGGAGAACUUCAAAGCCGUAACAAUCCACAGCAGUGGCGCCAUGUUCCAUCAGGGGAAAACCCUGCGGAUUUGAUCUCAAGAGGAAUAAAUAUCUCCGAGUUAAGGAGAUCGGAGAUAUGGUGGAAUGGUCCAAGAUUCCUGGAAGAAAAUGAAGAAAACUGGCCAUCGAAUCAAUUUAAAAAUGAGAAAUACGAAAGUCUAGAAAUGAAGAAAACGAAGUUUUGUAAAGAUCGUAGUGGGUUAACCGAGAUCAAAACGAGUCCACAGAAAUCGGACAGUACGUUAGUAACCGUAAGGAAAGCUGAACCUGUAACAUCGCCAUUAGACACGACACGUUUCUCCAGUUGGUUACGUCUAAAAAGAGUUCGAGCUUGGAUUAAUCGGUUCAUGAAUAAUUGUAAGCAACCAAGAGAUAAACGGACUAAUGGAGAAUUAACAUCCGAAGAAAUUAACGAUUCCGAAAAUCAACUGAUUCAGCUGGCCCAAGAAAGUGCAUUUCCCGAGGAAAUUGAAGCCAUGCGAAGUGCAAAAGAAUUACCGAAGAAAAGCAAAUUACAUCCAUUAAAACCGUGGUUAGACGACGAUGGACUUUUAAGAUUGGGUGGUCGUCUUCAGUUUGCAGAAUUUCUAUCUUUCUCCACUCGACAUCCAAUAGUGUUACCUCGGAAAGAAUGGAUUACCACACUCAUUGUCAAAUCGUAUCGCGAAGUUGGGAACCACGUCUGUGGCACUAACCAUACCUUAGCAUCACUCUCUUCACGCUACUGAGUACUCUGUGGUCGUGAGGAAAUACGAGCUUGGGAGAACAAGUGUGUAGAAUGCAAAAGAAGAACAUGUAAACCUGCAAUGCAAGUGAUGGCUCCACUUCCUGAUAUAAGACUACGUAUGACGAUGCGUGCGUUUGCGCAAACUGCAGUGGAUUUUGCAGGUCCUUUCUCGACGAUUCAAGGUCGGGGAAAACGCAGACAAAAACGUUAUCUUUCACUUUUUACGUGUUUAUCAACAAGGGCUGUUCGCUUAGAAAUCGCUUAUGCAAUGGACACUGACUCCUUUCUAAAUGCAUUCUAUCGUAUGGUCAGUCGUAGAGGAUUACCUGACGAAGUUAUUUCGGACAAUGGAUGAAACUUCAUCGGAGCAGAUAAAGAACUAAGAGAGUUGGUAAAGCAGUUGGAUGUAGAAAAGAUUCAAGUUUCGACAGCCAAUCAAGCUGUAAAGUGGCAUUUAAACCCUCCGUGUGCUUCACAUUUCGGUGGUGUUCACGAAACUAUGAUAAAGGCUGCAAAACGAGCAGUGUACGCAAUAUUAAGUAACGCGGACAUUACAGAUGAAGAACUUCACACUGCGUUCGUCAGGGCAGAAGCUUUGAUAAAUUCACGCCCUCUGACUUAUCAAAGUGCCAACCCUAAAGAUGAAACACCAUUGACCCCAAAUCAUUUUUGAUCGGUCAGAUGGGUGGAAAGUUUGCGCCCGAGUUGGUGGAUUUUACGGAUUUUAAUCCCAAAAGGAGAUGGCGACGAGUUCAAGAACUUGUUCGACAUUUUUGGCAUCGAUGGUUACGGGAAUGGAUUCCGGGUUUAAACAGAAGACAAAAGUGGUUUUAUCCUCAAAGAGAUAUUAAGAAAAAUGAUCUUGUGAUAGUGAUGUCGCCAGAUACGCCUAGAGCAAAAUGGCCCAUUGGCAGGGUAAUAAAAACUUUUCCUGUAAAAGAUGGACAUACGCGUGUCGUUCGAGUGCAAGUUGGUCAACAGGAACUGACUAGACCAAUAACAAAACUAUAUCCAUUACGUUAUGAUUAACUGUAAAUAAUUGUAUAUAGUGUGUAAUUAAUCUCUUAUCAUUGACGAUACAAAGUACGUCAAGGUUGGGGGUAUGAACAGAAGGAAUGCGUGACUAAUUGUUGUAGUGAACAUGAACAAUUUGAAUUACAAAUGAGUUGUGUGAUAAGCAGUAGGUAUGUUUAGUUUUUGUAAUAUAUUCAAGUAAAUCAGUUCAAUCGAGUCGAUCGUUUAUCGUUUUGUAUAGUUAUUUUCGCUUCGUACCACUAUGGGACAAAAAAUGUUCAUGUAGCAGCCCUGCAACUUUUCUUCAAUAACGAUGACCAAAGUUUUCUUUAUGGAGGUAUGGUUAGGAGAGGUUGUGUGGAUUGGUGGAUAAACUUCUUUAAAGACCUUAGGGAUAGUGGCCUGUUCUAUGAUUCGGAUGACAUACAAGUUGAGUGUCUGCAGUUUUGCUUCACGAGCAUGAUACGUGACGAGCUGCGCAGGUUUGCUAUGGAAUGGAACCUGCAUAGAAUUAGAAAGUCGGUAAAUGCAGAAUCUCCAAGUGGUCAACCUGAUGUCAUAUAUUUCCUCUCUUCAACAACAGAUGAUGCAAGGGAUCUAAUUACGCCAGUUUCUGAAGAAGAUAUAGAGAUUGCCCAACAGAAGUGUUGUGUCCAAACACCAGAACAUGGUUGCUCGGAAGAGCUUGUUGAAUUAGCGUCAAUUAUAAUGAUAGAGAAGCAUCUAGAAAUGUCUACCAAUUCAGAAUAUGCCGUUAUUUUCUAUUCAACCAUUGUAGAAGAGAUUGGACAAAUAUUGUAG